Planococcus citri (citrus mealybug) is the source of this 2004-nucleotide messenger RNA. Its product is annotated as protein adenylyltransferase FICD-like. The coding region runs from base 758 to 1573 and encodes 271 amino acids. Lineage: Eukaryota; Metazoa; Arthropoda; Insecta; Hemiptera; Pseudococcidae. The record is from RefSeq and is a predicted model, not a curated record. The transcript has 7 exons.
GCCCCUAUUCUUAAAAUUCUUUAUCCCCGUUAUUCGUGCAAUUUGUGUUAUUUUUUUUGUAUAGGGGUAUUCUUGAAAUUCUUUAUGGUGGGUUAUCUGUCGCUAUCUGUGCAAUAAAUAGCGCGGAUAGCGAGAUCAAAAAGGUGUCGUUAUGAACGUUAUGAGUGUUAUUUCUUGUAAAGACAGUUGGCUAAGAGAAAAUUUCAGUGCAGAAAGUGGAGUUGUCCAAUGAAAAUGUGAUAAGCUAAGGAGAUCUUGAAUUUUAGAAAUUUCAGCUCAGCUUAAAAUCAAUUUUUUACUCCAGUUUUGAAGUUUUGGGUCUGAUUAAAGUGAAAAAUGUUGUAAGGAUUUAUAGAGGUGAAAAGAAAUGCUUUUAUAAACUAUUUUUAGCACGCAAAAUUUUCGUUAAAAUUUUUUUUCAAGAAUACCAAUUUUAGAUAACAUAGAUUACACUAAUAACGACAAUUUUGGGAUAACUCAAAUUGCACAAAUAACAGGGAUAAAGAAUUUCAAGAAUAGGCGCCCAGAACUAAUCGCUCUACAUAUUAAUAUUUUUACAUUUUUUUAACCCAGCUGUCGAAGAUAUUCGAUCGAUAUAUUUAGCAUUCUUUUAAAUCUCGAGAAGUUGGAGAAUAAUUUGGUCAAAAUAGCAUUAGAAUCCUUCGAAAGUUUAUGUAUUCGGAAUCGUAUCUGCAGACGUCCCCUGAUGGCUCUUAUAAGUCUAUAAAUAACUGACAAAUAAUGGUGAUUAUCUAGAAUGGUUCGACUUUCAAUUGUUACUGGAGUAAUAUUGGGAAUAGGAAUAUUGCUUAUUACAGCAUCAAUUUGUGUUAUUCAAUGGAAUUCUUUCAAACGCAGAAGAAGAACUAUACCGGAAAUUUUACGUAAUAUAGAACUACUUCGUAAUUUCGCGGUGAAAACUCUUGAGAGUCAUCCGGAUAGAAUUACAUCUGCUCUUGCAGUCACUAACUUUGAAUAUGUGCGACAUACCCUGAUGAUGGAAGGUAUUCCGGGUGACGAUCAGUUACAGAUAAACUGCAUCAUAGCUGCUACCAAUUAUGUGACUGAAGAUUUCAAAUUGGGUAAAAUUACCGAGGCGAAUAUUCGCACUAUUCAUGCCCAUGUGAUGCGAUAUGAACACCCAGAAAUCGCUGGUCAAUUUCGAGACCACGAUGUGAGUAUUCGCAUGAAGGAUGGUAGCAUAUCGAUUCCACCUAGUCAUACACAAGUUGUAACUUUGAUGAAUCAAUUUAUUGCCUGGUUGAACGAAAAAAAUCCGCAGACUUUUGAAGAACGGUUACUACUCGCUGCAGAAGCGAAACUUCGCUUAGUGGUAAUACAUCCUUUCAGUGAUGGAAAUGGAAGAGUAUCACGUGCUCUUUUCAAUGGUUUACUUCGCCAAAUGCAAGCAGUUCCAUAUGUGUCUAUUCCAUGUAAUACAAAACAAGAAUAUUUUUCCGCCAUACGAAUGACUCGUGAUACGAACAAAAAUGAAACAUUCACGAAAUUUAUACUCUUAUUGAUCGAACAAUCAUUUGAAAAAUUCAACAAGGAAUUGUCGUCUAGUUCGUGAAUGCGUCUAUGAUAUUUCGUUAUCAUUCAGAAUUGUGGCUUCAAUACCCGGCGUAAUGAAAAUGUAUACACUGAUUUUUAAAAAUUUUAAAGCUAUAGUACGUACCUAGACCUACCUAUGUACAAAAUUAUAAAUGCGUACUUGUCAAUUUAAGAUUUUUAAAUUUAUUCGAGCAAUUGUGUUUUUUGUACGGACGACGAUGUGAUUUUUUUUUGUUUUUUUUUUUUGAAAGCAACAUUUUUACUGCGAUAUUUUUAGGCAAUAUUCGUUAAUCGUAGAAUGUUUACGAAAUUGAUAUUUAACCACUUUGUAUUUCACUUUUGCUAGCAUUCAUAGUCGUUACUUGUUGUUCCUAUUGUACUUUUAAGUUGAUUUUUAAUUUUUGUGUAUAUGUACGAGUCUACCUCAUUAAACUAGAAUUGAAAUUAUGA